CACCGCCAAAACAAACAUGACUAGCCCCAGACAUUCGUCGAUCGAAAUCCAAGAAGCUUCAAACCAAUGGCAUCUCUCCCGCGCCUGGCCGCAGCCACUAGCUCCACGGUCAUUCGCUUGUUUGGCUUCAUUUUUCUCAGAUGGAUCCCUGGCCAUCACUUUGUACCCAUUAUCUUUACCUCGCUGGCAGUGUAUUUGGCAUCCCUUGUCUCGCUGGGCAAAGAUGACCCGCUAUCCUUCAAUCGCGCUAAGAAGAAUCAAAAGAGCUCCCAAAGCACUCGAGGAUCCAAAGUUGUCGAGUCCGGCGAUUCCGUGCUCAAGACCCUCUUGACAGGGCUUCCUUCCAGGCGGUCGCGACUCUCAACCUGGACAACGGCUCUGAUCAACAUCGCCGUGGCGUUGCUAACGCUCGACUUUCUGGUCCGAGGCUUGGUUCUGUAUCCAAGCACUAAUGUGUCAUUCUCCCGAAUUGGUCACGUCUCGCCAACCACGGCCAAACUGCUCCUUCGCGAACCGGACCAGAGUCAAUUGCCCGUGGUGAUCUCUUAUCAAGAGGCUACUGUACCCUCCCAGAAAUGGACUCAAGAAGGGACGGUAUACAAGCUGGACAACAGCACCGAUUUUACCGCCGCCGUCACACUGGGCAAUUUGAAACCCUCCACUGAGUACCGGUACUUGCUAUCCAACAACAAAACCGGCAGCUUUAUCACCGCGCCGCGGCCUGGUUCCCCCUCGGCGAACAGGCUAUCCUUUGUCACAUCAAGCUGCAUAAAGCCAAACUUCCCAUACAACGUCCUUUCGCACCCAUUAAGGAUUCCCGGUAUUGAGCAGAUGACGGAGGCACUUGGAAAGUUGCCCGCAAUCCUGCGACCAGCUUUUAUGCUGUUCCUGGGUGACUUUGUGUAUAUUGACGUACCCUUCCGAUUUGGCUCUUCCAUGGAUCACUAUCGCAGCGAAUAUCGCCGGAUAUACUCCUCGCCCUCCUGGGCUGCUAGCUCAGUCGAUGGCCCUGCCAUCAUUCUCCCUUGGAUUCAUACUCUAGACGACCAUGAAAUUGAAAACGACUGGUCGCAGGGUAACACGACGGCACCGUACCCAGCAGCUGCAGAUCCAUUCUUGCACUAUCAUGUCGCGGCCAACCCUCCCGUCCCGGAGAAAGCGUUCGCUCAUCCUGACAAUGUAACUUAUUUCUCCUUUGUGAACGGGCCCGCCUCAUUCUUCAUGCUCGAUACCCGAACCUAUCGCUCCGAGCCAUCGCAGGACAACUCUACUAUCCUCGGGUCUGCACAACUCCAAUCACUCCUGGCAUACCUAUCCACCCCCGAGCCAAGCGGGGUUCAUUGGAAAAUCAUCAGCUCCAGCGUCCCCUUCACCAAAAACUGGCAUAUCGGCACGACGGAUACAUGGGGCGGCUUCCUGAACGAGCGUCAAAAGGUCUUCGAAGCGAUGUGGCGCACCGAGCAAGAACUCGGCAUCCGCGUUGUUCUUUUAAGCGGCGACAGACACGAAUUCGGCACCACCCGCUUCCCGGAUCCUAGUCUACAGCUACCCGCGUCUGAAUUGCAGUCUGACACUGCGGGCCUAGGCAUCCAUGAAUUCAGCGUUGGGCCGCUAAGCAUGUUCUACCUUCCCGUUCGCUCGUAUUAUCAGACAGACGACGAAGAUGUCUCUGUGAAGUACGCACCGGACGGGAAUAGUAAAUUCGGAUUGCUUGAAAUCGCUGAUGGUAUUGAUGACGUUGAUCCUACUGCAUCUGCUCCCGUGCCUGUGAGAAGCUCGAUUCUCACGUAUUCGCUGUAUGUGGAUGGUGAGGCUGUUUGGAAGUAUCAGCUCAGUGUUCCGUUGGGACCGAAUGCCGGUACUCAAGCGACCCACGACUCUGGUGAGAAAGCUCGUCUCCCACCUGGACGGAUCUUGGAGGAUAAGCUUGUCAACAAGGGCUGGGAUAUCGCGUUCAAGACUGCUAUCGGUAGCAUGGAGGAGCUGGCACGUUCUUGCUUUGAUUUAGCCGUUGCGGGUUAUUAUACCCUUUUGGACAGAUUUCAGGCUCUGGAGAGACUUGAUUAGAUAUUGCUCACAGAAAGUCAAAAGAGCCCAGGUUCAAACGUUAGUCUUUGGCUGAUCAUAGCAACUCGUAUUUUAUAGCUGGAUCGCGUGGCAGAGUUAUGAUUUCAAGAACGGAAGGAUUAUUCGUACAAGUUGUCAUCAAUAGUGCAUAUCAACUGAUUUAAAACAUUCUAGACCUACUCAUAGAGACAAGUGUCAUAAUGUCCAGGCCAUAUAGAAUGUACGAUAUCUUCAAAACACCAAACGCCAGCCAUGCAAAGUCGAUGAACCGUCAAUGGGUAUCGGGGAAAACAGAGAGGGGACGAACCACGGCAAGUUUUCGCAAAACUACCGUCCACGGCCACGUCCACCACCGCCACCUCCCAUGCCUCCCAUUCCACCCAUUCCACCCAUCAACCCGCCCAUUUGGCUCAUCAUACUUUGCAGGUCCAUUCCUCCGAGACCCGGCAUACCACCACCACCCUGGCCGCCACCCAUCAUCUGCAUCAUCUUGGCCAUAUCACCCAUACCGGGCAUGCCACCCAUUCCACCGGCACCACCCAUAGCGGCCAUACGCUUCUGCAUAGCGGCGAGCUGUUGUUGGUUGUUGCCGCCCUUGAGCAUGUUCUGUGCGCGCUGCAUCUGCUUCUUCUGACCACCGACCCGCUUGGCCAUACCGGCCAUCAUGCGGUGCUGGGAGAGAAGGUCUUCAACUUCGCGAACGGUGGUACCACUACCGUGGGCAAUGCGAACCAUCCGGCUAGGCUGGUCAACAAAGGUCUUGCCGUCGCUGUCCAACUCGGCAGCGGUCAUACUGUCAAAGAUAUAGAUCAUGCGACGGAGCUUCAUGGAACCGUCCUCAUCGUCCAGACCUUGGGUUAGGUUGGAAAGGCCGGGAAUCAUGCCAGACAACUUAGACAGAGGGCCCAUCUUCAUAAUGGAAGUGAUGUUCUCGCGGAAAUCGCGAAUAGUAUAGAUACCCUCGGCGAUGUGCUUGUAGGUCUCCUUGGCGGAGCUGGAGUCCUUGGUAAUGGCUUGUACGUGCUCGACAAGACUGGCGACGUCGCCCAUACCUAGCAGCUUCUGCACGAAUGCGCGGGGCUCGAAUCGUUCCAAAUCCAUCAUGUGCUCACCGGUACCGAGGAAAAUGAUAGGGGUGUGCGUAGCAGCAACGGCGGAGAUGGCACCACCACCGGCGGCGUGACCGUCGGUCUUGGUGAUGAUAAUGGCACCAAAGUCGGCAGUGGCCUUGAAAGCGGCCGACUGGGACUCGGCAGCCUGGCCGAUGGUACCGUCAAGAACCAGGAUAGUCUGGUCGGGAGUAACGGCAUUCUGAAUCUGGGUCAUCUCGGUAAACAGCUCCUCCUCCUGACGGUGACGACCACUAGUAUCCACAAUGAUAAUAUCGAAACGCUCCUUCUUAAACUUGGCCACACCCUCUGCUGCCACAAUAGCAGGAUCGGUCUGGGUCAAGCUACCAUAGUAUGGAAUCUUGGCCUUGGUGGCAUUCUGCUUGAGCUGGUCAAAGGCACCGGCACGGAAGGUAUCCGCGCAGACCAACGCCGUCUUGAAGCCACGGGUCUGGUAGUGGCGAGCCAACUUGGUACAGGUAGUAGUCUUACCCGCACCCUGAAGACCGACGAACAUAAUCACAUUGGGGCGACCCUUCUUGGGGCGGAAGGGUUGCGCAUGAGGAUCGACCAAUGCCACCAGCUCAUCGAAGACGGUCUUCUGGAUCAGACGUUUCUUGUUGACGGCGGCGGGGAGGGAGGAGAAGUUGACACUAGCUUUGAUGGAUUUGCGAAGGGUCUGGACGAGGCGAACGUUCACAUCGGCGGAGAGAAGGGCAGCACAGAUCUCUUUGAGCAUGUCAUCGAAUGCCUGGUCUGGUUAGCAUAGUUCGCGGCCACGGUGAAGCAAGAGAGUAUUACGCACCUUCUCAUCGAGGUUGUUAGACCUCGUGAGGUCAUUGACGGCGGAGUUGAUACGCCGCCCAAGAUCCUGAAGAACCAUGAUGGAUGGUUGAGGGGGGGAAGACUGAAGUUGAGUUGAAUUGACAGCGAUUCCUGGGGAUUCCCAAACGGAAGACCACAAGUGGAG
Messenger RNA from Penicillium brasilianum, 4146 nucleotides. The record is from the annotation of a GenBank genome assembly. Lineage: Eukaryota; Fungi; Ascomycota; Eurotiomycetes; Eurotiales; Aspergillaceae.